AAAGCAAAGAGUCAUAAAUAAAAGAAAUGAAGGAGACUAAGGUACUGGAGGAUGGCGGUGUAUCUGAGCUGCCGGAAUCGCUGCUGAAGAUUGCCAAACGGGAGCUGCGCGAGGACAAGUGCACGCGGGAUCAGAGCCUAGAACAGUUGCGCAAUUGGGUUUUGAAGAACGAGGAUCUGCAGAAUGUGCGCUGUGAUGAUACGUUCCUGUUGCGCUUUCUGCGUGCCAAAAAGUUCAGUGUGCCGAUGGCGGAACAGACGAUGCUCAAGUAUCUGAAUAUAAGACGCACCUUCCCGCACAUGGCCACGAAGCUGGACUUUCUGGAGCCGCGUCUGAGCGAUGUCAUCGAACAGGGAUACAUAUUUGCGGGACCGAAGAGGGAUAAGAACGGCAGACGUGUGGUGAUCAUCAAUGCCAAAGGCUUGAAUCCAAAGUUGCACACCAGCUGCGAUCAGGCGAAAGCUCACUUUCUCACCUACGAGUGCCUGAUGGAGGAUCAGGAGACACAAAUCACAGGUCUCAGUCAUGUGGGUGACUUUGCCGGUGUGACCACCUCGCAUGUGACCAACUGGAAUCCCACAGAGUUCGCACGCGUCUUCAAAUGGGGCGAACAAUCGCUGCCCAUGCGCCACAAGGAGAUUCAUCUGAUCAAUGUGCCUUCCACAUUGAAAUGGCUGAUUGACUUUGUCAAGAAUCGCGUCAGUUCCAAGAUGAAAAACCGCAUCAUCAUCUACGGCAGCGAGAAGGAGCUGAUGAAGGGCGUCGAUGCCGAGUGUCUGCCCCAAGAGAUGGGUGGCUCCAUGCCCAUGCGUCAGAUGAUCGAGCUCUGGAAACAGGAGCUGGCUGCCAAACGGGACUUGGUGCUGUCGCUGGAUCAGAGUACAUUGCUCUCGGAUCGUGGUAUUCAACGACGUAGUAGCUACAAUUCCGAGAAGACCAGCACGGGCACAAAUUUCGUCUCACAGAUCGAGUCGAUCGAGGGCAGUUUUCGGAAACUGGAGUUCGAUUAGGCCGUAGAUCGGGCAUGGGAGAUCAUCUUCAUCCAGCAUUAGCUGUAGACAUUAAGCUAUAGUCUUAGGCGUUAUCCUUAACUUUGUAACGGCACACGCAGCGCAAUGCUUUGCUAGCUCAUCUGCCCGAAUUCGGAUUGGGAUCGGAGUCGGAAUCGGGAUUGGGAGCUGGAGACUCGCUUCGCUUUACGGUGGCACCCCGCUUUAAUAAUCCUGCGCUUAUUUUGUAAAAUACUUAUUUUGUUCGUGGCGUACAAUAAAAAUCGAGAGGAACUAAUUGCAAUUAG
Molecule: messenger RNA, 1297 nt
Organism: Drosophila innubila
Lineage: Eukaryota; Metazoa; Arthropoda; Insecta; Diptera; Drosophilidae
Gene: Cralbp
Product: alpha-tocopherol transfer protein-like
Exons: 1
Coding region: 27-1010 (327 amino acids)
Cellular component (GO): membrane
Molecular function (GO): phosphatidylinositol bisphosphate binding
Source: RefSeq, a predicted model, not a curated record